AUGUAUACCACCAGAUUCCCAUUACUGUGUUGGUGUUUGGCUGUUAUUGGACGAGUCUGUAUCUGUGAAAAUACAGGAACCUGUUUCCAGUACCUCACAAACUAUGACACCUGUAACAGAGAAACAAUAAGAAAGCCUGACGUUUCUUUUAUGGCAACACUAGGGAAUGACGUAAGAAACCCAAGGUCAAACAUGGUCAUAAAAUUUGACCACGUGAUUUCCAACAAAGGCGGCGGUUACAGCGGUGCCUCUGUUGUCUUCACAACCCCUAUAUCAGGCACAUACUUCUUCAUCGUCACCCUCAGCAUUCCCGCUCAAAGCAAUGCUAGCGAUUACCUCCGAGUGCACAUCAUGAAGAACGGAGUGGAGGCAUCUUACCUAUUUAUUGGGGCACACAGUGUGUGGGUGAAGCGGUCGGAGAACACUCUUCUGGAGUUACAGAGAGGAGAUAGGGUUUACGUCAGUGUGGGCAGUACAUCCUCCUCGGAGUUUGCCGUUAUCCCCGGGGGACAAUUUCAUUGUCAUUUUACAGGCUUUUUAAUAGAUUGA
Saccostrea echinata is the source of this 549-nucleotide messenger RNA. Its product is annotated as C1q-related factor-like. The record is from RefSeq and is a predicted model, not a curated record. The coding region runs from base 1 to 549 and encodes 182 amino acids. The transcript has 2 exons. Gene Ontology annotation, molecular function: protein binding. Lineage: Eukaryota; Metazoa; Mollusca; Bivalvia; Ostreida; Ostreidae.